Molecule: messenger RNA, 545 nt
Organism: Spirodela intermedia
Lineage: Eukaryota; Viridiplantae; Streptophyta; Magnoliopsida; Alismatales; Araceae
Source: the annotation of a GenBank genome assembly
AUGGCGGGGAGUCAGGGAAGGGGCAGUGCAGGUGCGGUGGUUCUCCUCGGAGUGGUACUGCUAUCCAUCAUACUCCAUUCUGAUGCCACCAUCUACACGGUGGGGGAUCAGGGCGGCUGGACCUUCAACGCCGCCGCCUGGACCCAGGCUAAGCGAUUCCGUUCUGGCGACCAAAUCAGUAACCAUGCUCCCCAUCUCUCUCUCUCUCUCUCUCUCUCUCUCUCUCUCUCUCUCUCUCUCUCCCCCCUUCUCCCUCUUCUUCCUCUCUAUUUUAUCUCACACUCUCUUCACAUUUUCGUUGUUCGGUUUUCUUAGAAAUAAUCUCGAGGUUUGGACUGGAUGCAGUAUUCAAGUACAGUCCCGCGCUGCACAACGUGGUGGCGGUGGACGUGACUGGGUACAAGACCUGCCGGGUGACGAGGGGGUCGCGGUUCUUCACCUCCGGGAACGAUAGGGUGAUUCUGCGCAAGGGAACCAACUACUUCAUCUGCUCCGUCGUCGGCCACUGCGCUGCCGGGAUGAAGCUCGCCAUCACUGCCAUCUGA